Molecule: messenger RNA, 11304 nt
Organism: Elgaria multicarinata webbii
Lineage: Eukaryota; Metazoa; Chordata; Lepidosauria; Squamata; Anguidae
Gene: HTT
Product: huntingtin
Exons: 67
Coding region: 239-9556 (3105 amino acids)
Cellular component (GO): nucleus; cytoplasm
Source: RefSeq, a predicted model, not a curated record
UCGCGCAGAGAUCCCGCAGGUGGUGGCGCCGCCGCUGGGGUCGACGGGAGGUUUCCAAGAUGGCGCUCACGUGUCGGUGGCGGCUGGAACGCGGCGCCUCCGCCUGCUCUUAAGCCCCGUCGCUUUCCUUUUCCCCGGCAGGCAGUUGACUGGCAGUGCUCGCACGGCGCUUGGUGGCGGCCUCGGCGAGAGGGCCGGCGUCACCGCCACCAGCUGCAGAAGGUGCGUGAAUGUGGACAUGACCACCAUGGAGAAGCUGAUGAAGGCCUUCGAAUCCCUCCGUUCUUUCCAGCAGCAGCAGCAGCAGCAGGCGCAACAGCAGAGUCCCGCAGCAGCGGCAGCCGCUUCCUCCACGGGCGCCGCCCCCCCUGAGGAGUCGCUUCCCAAACCAAAGAGAGAACUUUCCACUGCCAAGAAGGACCGAGUAAAUCAUUGCCUAAUAAUAUGUGAAAAUAUAGUCGCUCAAUCUUUAAGAAAUUCUUCAGAAUUUCAGAAAUUGCUGGGGAUUGCUAUGGAACUUUUCCUUCUCUGUAGUGAUGAUGUGGAUUCAGAUGUAAGGAUGGUUGCUGAUGAAUGCCUCAAUAAAGUUAUAAAAGCUUUGAUGGAUUCUAGUCUUCCUAGGAUACAGUUAGAACUCUACAAAGAGAUUAAAAAGAAUGGUGCUUCUCGAAGUCUACGUGCUGCUCUUUGGAGGUUUGCUGAGCUUGCACAUUUUGUUCGACCCCAGAAGUGCAGACCAUACUUGGUAAAUCUUUUGCCCUGCCUAACACGAGUAAGCAAGCGGUCUGAAGAAUCAGUACAAGAGACACUGGCUGCAGCAAUGCCAAAAAUUCUGGCGGCUUUUGGAAAUUUUGCAAAUGACAAUGAAAUUAAGGUUUUAUUGAAGGCUUUCAUAGCUAACUUUAAGUCGAGUUCUCCUACUAUCCGUCGAACUGCAGCUGCAUCAGCCGUGAGCAUCUGUCAGCAUUCACGAAGAACACAAUAUUUUUAUACUUGGCUACUGCAUGUAUUGCUAGGUUUAUUAUUUCCCAAGGAAGAUGAAUAUCCCAGUGUCUUAAUUCUUGGUGUAUUGCUCACCUUAAGGUAUCUGAUACCUUUCCUGCAGCAGCAGGUGAAAGAUACAAGUCUCAAAGGUAGUUUUGGUGUGAUAAGGAAAGAAACAGAGAUUUCUCCUUCCUUGGAUCAACUUAUUCAGGUUUACGAAUUAAGUCUACAUUACAUGCAGCACCAGGACCACAAUGUUGUGACUGGCUCUUUGGAACUAUUACAACAGCUUCUAAGAACACCACCUCCUAAUCUCCUCCUUGCACUGACUACUGUUGGUGGAAUUACACAAGUCAAUGUAUCCAAAGAUGAGUCUACCAACAGAAACCGCAGUGACAGCAUAGUAGAACUUAUAGCUGGAGGGGAGUCUUCAUGCAGUCCUGUUUUUCCCCGAAAACAAAAAGCUAAAGUACUUCUUGGAGAAGAAGAAAGUUUAGAAGAUGACUCUGAAACAAGAACUGAAGUCAGCAACACAGCUUUUGCAGCCUCUAUGAAGACUGAGUUGACCAGUGAAUUAGCUUCUUCAUCAAGCCUGUCAAAAGCUGUAAGUUCAGCAGCUGAUUCCUCAGGGUGUGACAUUAUAACUGAACAACCACGAUCUCAGCAUAUGUUACAAUCAGAGUCAGACCUGACAAGUUGUGAUUUGACAAGUUCGACUAACAAAGGAGAUGCUGAUGAUGACAUUCUUAGCCCCAGUCAGAUCAGUGCUGCCCACUCAGACCCUACAGUAGACUUGAACAAUGGCACCCUGGCAUCUUCUCCAAUUAGUGAAAGCUCUCAGACGACGACAGAAGGCCCAGAUUCAGCUGUCACCCCUUCGGACUGUUCUGAAAUGAUUUUAGAAGGUGCUGAAAACCAAUAUUCUGGAAUGCAGAUUGGACAGCUGCAAGAUGAGGAAGAUGAGACUGCAAAUAUCCCCCAGGAUGAGAGCAUUGAUACUUUCAGACAUUCUUUCCUUGCCUUUCAGCAGUCCCAUUUAUUAAACAGCAUGGGUCAUAACAGACAGCCUUCCAACAGUAGCAUGGAUACAUUUAUGUCAAAAGAAGAAAUUGAGCCUGCUGAUCAUGAAAAUAAGCUCUCCAGAAUUAAAGGAGAUAUAGGGUAUUACUAUGAUGGAAAUGCUGCUCCACUAGUUCAUUGUGUUCGUCUCCUCUCAGCCUCUUUUCUGCUCACGGGGGAGAAAGGAGCACUGGUGCCUGAUAAAGAUGUAAGAGUCAGCGUAAAAGCUUUAGCAGUAAGCUGUGUAGGAGCAGCUGUUGCUCUCCAUCCUGAAGCUUUCUUCAGCAAGCUGUAUAAAAUGCCUUUGGAGGCCACCAAAGAAGAGUGUGAAGAACAGUAUGUAAAGGAUAUUUUGAAUUAUAUUGAUCACGGAGAUCCCCAGAUUAGAGGAGCAACUUCCAUUUUAUGUGGAACAAUAGUUUAUUCCAUUCUCAGUAAAUCUCGCUUCGACGUGGAAAAUUGGCUAGCGUGCAUAAGAGCUUCAACAGGAAACAGAUUUUCACUGAUAGACUGUAUACCUUUGUUACAAAGAACUUUGAAAGACAAGUCUUCAGUUACAUGCAAGCUGGCUUGUACUGCUGUACGGCAUUGCAUCAUGAGUUUGUGCAGUAGCAGUUAUAGUGCCUUAGGUUUAAAGUUAAUGGUUGACCUCCUUACACUGAGGAAUAGUUCCUAUUGGCUAGUUAGGACUGAACUGCUGGAAACUCUUGCUGAGAUAGAUUUUCGGCUAAUCCAUUUUUUGGAAGGAAGGGCCAACAACUUGCACAGAGGUGCUCAUCAUUAUACUGGACUAUUAAAACUUCAGGAUCGGGUGCUCAACCAUGUAGUAAUUUCUCUGCUUGGAGAUGAAGACCCCAGAGUGAGGCACAUUGCUGCUGCUUCUUUAAUAAGGCUGGUUCCAAAGCUGUUCUAUAAUUGUGACCAGGGACAAGCUGAUCCGGUAGUAGCAAUGGCAAGGGACCAAAGUAGUGUCUAUCUAAAAUUGCUAAUGCAUGAAACUCAACCUGCUUCUCAGUUUGCAGUAAGCACAAUCACCAGAACAUACAGAGGAUAUAACAUUCUGCAAACUUCAACAGAUGUCACAAUAGAAAAUAACCUUUCUAGGGUUAUUGCAGCAGUUUCCCAUGCCCUGACAACAUCAUCAACAAGAUCUCUAACCUUUGGUUGCUGCGAAGCUUUGUGCCUUUUGUCCACAUCAUUCCCAGUUUGCACCUGGAAUGUAGGAUGGCACUGCAGUGUUUCCCUACUGGGUUCUACAGAAGACUCUCAAAAGAGUAGCACUAUUGGAAUGGCUGGUUUGGUUCUGUCCCUUCUUUCAUCAGCUUGGUUCCCACUAGAUCUGUCAGCCCAUCAAGAUGUUUUGAUACUGGCUGGAAACUUGCUUGCAGCCAGUGCUUCAAAAUCUUUGAAAAACCCCUGGACUAAUGAGGACGAUGCUAAUGUUGGUGCUGCUAAGCAGGAGGAGCCUUGGCCAGCUCUAGCAGACAGAACCCUUGUGGCUCUGGUAGAGCAAUUUUUUUCCCAUUUGCUGAAGGUCGUUAAUAUUUGUGCUCAUGUACUGGAUGAUAUUGUUCCUGGCCCUACAAUAAAGGCAACAUUACCAUCUCUAACAAACCCACCUUCUUUGAGUCCAAUUCGGCGCAAAGGAAAAGAAAAAGAAGUUACUGAACAUGCAUCUGUACCAAUGAGCCCUAAAAAGACAAGUGACAACAGCCCAGUUCCUAGGCAAACGGAUACUUCAGGUCCUGCUCCAGCAAGCAGAUCAUCAUCACUUGGGAACUUCUAUCACCUCCCUUCAUAUCUCAAGCUGUAUGAUGUUUUGAAAGCUACCCAUGCCAAUUAUAAGGUUACACUGGAUCUUCAGAACAGCAAUGAAAAGUUUGGUGGAUUCCUGCGAUCUGCUUUGGAUGUCCUCUCUCAAAUUUUAGAGCUUGCAACUCUUCAAGACAUUGGAAAAUAUGUUGAAGAAAUUUUGGGUUUUCUGAAAUCCUGUUUCAACAGAGAACCAAUGACAGCAACUGUAUGUGUACAGCAGUUACUGAAGACAUUGUUUGGCACAAACUUGGCUUCACAAUAUGAUGGCUUGUCUUCAAAUACUAGCAGAUCUCAAGGAAAAGCUCAGCGCUUAGGCUCUUCAAAUUUGAGGCCUGGCCUCUAUCAUUAUUGCUUCAUGGCUCCUUACACACAUUUUACUCAGGCACUUGCUGAUGCCAGUUUAAGGAAUACGAUUCAGGCUGACCUGGAACAUGAUACUUCUGGCUGGUUUGAUAUAUUGCAAAAGGUUUCCACACAACUGAAAGCUGGCAUGGCAACUGCAGUGAAACAUCGUGCUGACAAGAAUAUUAUUCAUAAUCACAUUCGCUUGUUUGAGCCCCUUGUCAUCAAAGCAUUAAAGCAGUAUACGACAACAACAUCCGUACAGCUGCAGAGGCAAGUUUUGGACCUCCUUGCACAACUGGUUCAGCUGCGGGUUAACUACUGCCUCCUAGACUCUGAUCAGGUGUUCAUUGGAUUUGUUCUAAAACAGUUUGAAUACAUUGAAGUGGGACAGUUCAGGGAAUCAGAAGCAAUUAUUCCUAGUAUAUUUUUCUUCCUGGUAUUAUUGUCUUAUGAGCGUUACCACUCCAAACAGAUAAUUGGAAUUCCUAAAAUUAUUCAACUCUGUGAUGGAAUAAUGGCAAGUGGAAGGAAAGCUGUUACACAUGCAAUACCAGCUCUGCAACCCAUCGUUCAUGAUCUCUUUAUAUUAAGAGGAGCAAACAAAGCUGAUGCUGGUAAAGAACUGGAAACACAGAAGGAAGUGGUCAUCUCAAUGUUAUUGAGGCUUAUCCAGUACCAUCAGGUGCUGGAAAUGUUUAUCCUAGUAUUGCAACAGUGUCACAGAGAGAAUGAAGACAAGUGGAAAAGAUUAUCACGACAGAUAGCAGACAUAAUUCUCCCAAUGUUGGCAAAACAGCAGAUUCAUAUAGAUUCCCAUGAAGCUCUGGGAGUACUGAACACUUUAUUUGAAAUAUUGGCACCCUCAGCCCUCCGUCCAGUAGACAUGCUUUUAAGGAGCAUGUUUGUGACUCCCAGUACAAUGGCAUCAGUGAGCACUGUCCAGCUAUGGAUAUCUGGCAUUCUUGCUAUUCUCCGGGUUUUGAUUUCUCAAUCAACAGAAGACAUAGUUCUUUCUCGUAUUCAAGAGCUCUCCUUCUCACCAUAUUUAAUCUCAUCGCAAACUAUUAACAGACUACGGCAUGGUGAAAACGUAGUUACCUCAAUUCAGGAACAAACUGAGGAAGAGCAAGAUAAAUAUCUGCCUGAAGAGACAUUUUCCAGGUUCUUGUUACAGUUAGUGGGAAUCCUGCUGGAAGAUAUUACUACCAAACGUUUGAAUGUAGAUAUGAAUGAACUGCAGCACACGUUCUACUGCCAAGAGUUAGGCACAUUGCUUAUGUGCUUAAUUCAUACCUUCAAAUCAGGAACGUUCAGAAGAAUCACAGCUGCAGCUACCAAGCUUUUUACAAGAGAUGGUUCUGAUAAUCAUUUUUAUACUCUUGAAAACUUAAAUGACCUUGUUCAGUCCAUGAUACCCACACAUCCUUCUUUAGUACUCCUGUGGUGUCAAAUCUUACUACUUAUUAAUUAUACUAAGUGCAGCUGGUGGUCAGAGGUGCAACAGACUCCAAAAAGGCACAGUCUUUCCACUACCAAACUGCUUAGCCCUCAGAUAUGUGGAGGUCACAGUGAAGCAGAUGCUGAAACCAAGCUUGGUAUGUGUAAUCAAGAGAUAGUCCGAAGAGGGGCUCUCAUCCUUUUUUGUGACUAUGUGUGCCAAAACCUCCAUGAUUCAGAACACUUAACUUGGCUGACAGUUAAUCAUAUUCAAGAUCUUAUCAAUCUGUCCCAUGAGCCUCCAGUGCAAGACUUCAUUAGUGCCAUUCACAGGAAUCCAGCAGCAAGUGGACUUUUCAUCCAGGCUAUUCAGUCACGAUGUGAGAACUUUGCAGCUCCAACUGCAGUAAAGAAAACAUUACAAUGCCUAGAGGGGAUUCACCUGAGUCAGUCUGGUGCUGUGUUAAUAUUGUAUGUGGACAAGCUUUUAUGCACUCCGUUCCGUGUGCUGGCUCGCAUGAUUGACACCCUAGCUUGCUGUCGAGUAGAAAUGCUUUUAGCUGCAACUGUGCAGAUCAGUACUGCUCAGUUACCAAUUGAAGAACUGGAUAGAAUUCAGGAAUAUCUUCAGAACACUAGAUUAGCACACAGACACCAAAGACUUUACUCACUGUUGGAUAGGUUUCGUUUUACUGUGGCCCCAGAAACAAUGAGCACAUCAUCUUUGAUUACUGCACACCCACUGGAUGGGGAGAAUCAGCCUGCAGUAGAAACUGUAAUUCCAGAUAAAGACUGGUAUAUUUCGCUCGUGAGCUCACAGUGCUACAUGAAGUCGGUGUCGGCUCUGCCAGAAGGUGCAGAAUUGGUGAAUCAGCUUCCUCAGCAUGAACUGAGUUCUUUUAUGAUACAUAAGGACUUCAACAUAAGCCUUCUAGCUCCUUGCUUAAGCCUUGGCAUGAAUGAUAUCUGCAAAAACCAGAAGAGACUUUUUGGAACUGCCUGUAGGGUAACUCUCAGUCAUGUGACUGCUGUUAUAAAAGAACUUCCCACCAAUCAUCACAUUUUUCAGCCGUUACAACCAAUUGAAACAUCAGCAUAUUGGAACAAGCUAAGCGAUAUCAUUGGAGACACUGCGGUGUAUCAGUCUGCAAUGGUCUUGUCUCGUGCUUUAAGUCAGUAUUUUGUGUCACUUUCUAAGCUGCCAGCCUCCCUUCACAUUCCACCUGACAAAGAGAGUGACAUUCUGAAGUUCGUCGUAAUGUUACUAGAGAUGCUUUCAUGGCAUUUAAUACAUAAACAUAUUCCACUAAGUGUAGAUCUCCAAGCUGUGUUGGAUUGCUGCUGUUUGACAUUACAGCAAUCCAAUUUAUGGAACUUGCUGGCUUCAGCAGCAUAUAUGACACAUGCCUGCUCUCUUAUCAACUGCAUCCAAUUCAUUAUAGAAGCAGUGGCAGUUGAGCCUGGAAAUUGGCUUCUUGGUCCAGAAAGGAAGAAGAAUCUUACAAAAGCCAGUGAGGAUGAAGUGGAUUCGCAAGCUCCAAAAUUUGAGUAUAUAACAGCAACUUGUGAAACAGCAGCAGAGCUGGUGGAAUGUGUACAGUCUACCUUGGCUUUGGGGCACAAGAAGAACAGCCAAAUCCCUGCAUUCCUCACCCCUAUUCUGAAGAACAUCAUAAUCAGCUUGGCCAGGCUGCCUUUAGUCAACAGCUAUGCAAGAGUGCCCUCCUUGGUCUGGAAACUGGGUUGGUCUCCAAAGCCUACAGGAGAUUUUGGCACAACUUUCCCAGAAAUACCUGUAGACUUUCUUCAAGAGAGAGAAGUAUUCAAGGAGUUUAUCUAUCGAAUUAACACAUUGGGGUGGACAAGCCGCAUGCAGUUUGAAGAGACUUGGGCUACUCUGCUUGGGGUCCUUGUUACACAGCCAAUUGUAAUGGAACAAGAGGAGAAUCAGCAAGAGGAAGACACAGAAAGGACCCAAAUAAAUGUUUUAGCAGUUCAAGCCAUUACGCUGUUGGUACUGAGUGCAAUGACGAUACCACAUGCAGGCAAUCCAGCUGUUAGCUGCUUGGAACAGCAACCUCGAAACAAAGCUUUAAAAGCUCUAGAUACAAGGUUUGGGAGAAAAUUAAAUGCCAUUAGAGGAAUUGUAGAAAAAGAAAUCCAAGAAAUGGCAUCCAAGAGAGAUAACAUUGCCACCCACCACUUAUACCAAGCUUGGGAUCCUGUUCCAUCUCUGUCCCCUUCUGCUACAGGUGCUGUUAUCAGCCAUGAAAACCUUUUACUGCAGAUCAAUACAGAGCGUGAAAUGGGAAAUAUGGGAUAUAAAUUAGGACAGGUCUCUAUCCACUCUGUGUGGCUAGGAAAUAACAUCACUCCAUUGCGGGAAGAAGAGUGGGAUGAAGAUGAAGAUGAUGAGAGUGAUAUCCCUGCAACUUCCUCGGUGCCAUCUUCUCCAAUCAAUUCCAGAAAACACCGUGCUGGUGUAGAUAUACAUUCAUGUUCUCAGUUCUUGCUGGAGUUGUACAGUCAAUGGAUUCUGCCAUCAAACCCAAUCAAGAGGACACCAGUUAUUUUAAUCAGCGAAGUUGUCCGAUCUCUUUUAGCGGUAUCAGACUUAUUUACAGAAAGGAAUCAGUUUGAAAUGAUGUACACAACAUUAACAGAACUACGGAAGGUACACCCAUCAGAAGAUGAAAUCCUUAUUCAAUAUUUGGUACCAGCUACAUGUAAGGCAGCUGCUGUUCUUAGAAUGGAUAAAACUGUAGCGGAGCCGGUGAGUCGCCUGCUGGAAGCCACUCUGCGCAGCGCUCACAUGCCCAGCCGGAUAGGAGCUCUGCACGGGAUCCUUUACGUCCUUGAGUGCGACCUUCUAGAUGAAACAGCAAAGCAGCUCAUUCCAACAAUUACUGAAUACCUGCUUUCCAAUCUGAGAGGAAUAGCACACUGUGUGAAUGUUCACAACCAGCAACAUGUCCUAGUAAUGUGUGCAGUGGCUUUCUAUUUAAUAGAAAAUUAUCCACUUGAUAUAGGGCCUGAAUUCUCUUCCAGUAUUAUACAGAUGUGUGUAGUGAUGUUGUCUGGAAGUGAAGAAUCAACACCAUCCAUUAUUUAUCACUGUGUUCUUAGAGGUUUGGAACGACUCCUCCUUUCAGAGCAACUCUCUAGGCUGGAUUGUGAAUCAUUAGUUAAACUGAGUGUAGAUAGAGUGAACGUACCCAGCCCUCACCGAGCCAUGGCAGCACUUGGGUUAAUGCUGACUUGCAUGUAUACAGGAAAAGAGAAAAUCAGUCCAGGAAGAGCCAUGGAUCAUAUUCAAGCAGCCCCAGACAAUGAGUCUGUAAUUGUGGCUAUGGAGCGAGUUUCUGUUCUUUUUGACAGGGUCAGAAAAGGAUUUCCAUUUGAAGCUAGGGUAGUAACUCAGAUCCUCCCUCAGUUUCUUGAUGACUUUUUUCCACCACAAGAUAUAAUGAAUAAAGUCAUUGGAGAAUUUUUAUCUAACCAGCAACCAUAUCCACAAUUUAUGGCAACUGUAGUAUAUAAGGUAUUUCAAACAUUGCAUACCACUGGCCAAUCAUCCAUGGUCCGUGAUUGGGUGAUGCUGUCAUUGUCCAACUUCACACAAAGAACACCUGUCGCCAUGGCAAUGUGGAGUCUGUCUUGUUUCUUUGUCAGUGCGUCCACCAGCCAGUGGAUUUCAGCAAUUCUUCCACAUAUUAUCAGCAGAAUGGGAAAAUCGGAACAAGUAGACAUUAACCUCUUCUGCUUGGUGGCUACAGACUUUUACAGACAUCAGAUAGAUGAAGAACUAGAUCGCAGAGCUUUUCAGUCUGUCUUUGAAGUGGUAGCAUCACCAGGGAAUCCAUAUCAUCACCUGCUAACUUGCUUGCAAAACAUUCACAAGAUCACAGCAUGCUAAAGAAAUGGCAAAGUGAUCAUAUGAAGAAAUGAACUAUUGGAACUUGAUGAAUUGAUUGAAUCUGGCAUAUAAGAACACUAGGAAGUUUGCAAAUGUUCAAGUCCCAUCCUAUUUUCAGGGUUAUAAGUUUCUAUUUUUCCAUCUUCCUUUGCAUAAAGCUGAACUAGCCAUCACAAAGUACACUAAACAUGUAAUUGGAACAUGGCUGUUAACGGGGCAUGCAAAAAGAAUGUCUGGUUAUGUUUGCUAUAAAGUUUGGGCUUGAGCAUUGAUUACUAUGUAGGAUAUGGCGAAGUACUCAAUGCAAAACAAAUUGCUCAUAUAAACUUCAGUCACUUUGCUGUUGCUACUAUUGAACCUGGCAAACCAAAAUGCUUUAGUUUCAUGUACUUGUAUGUAUUCAGUUGUGGCAUAAUACUGAUUAAAGGCUUCUUUUCUACAGUCUCUUGUAAGCAAGAAACACUUUAAAGACAUGUAAUAUUUCUGUCUCUGGCUGCUCUCUAAAUUGUGUUUGGGGGUGGGGGAAUAAAACUUUUCAUCUCAACAUUUAACAUUCGAAACCAUAUAUUGGUAAAAAUAUUAACUUCUAUAAAUAUUUCUAUAUCAUGUAUAAUAUGUAAAGAUGUAGAAUGGUAUGGCACAGGAAUUGUGUUUGCAGUUUGAAAUCAACAAUGGCCAUAUCUUGACACCAGUAGUACUACUUUUCAGUUUCCUAUUGUAUGUUCUUUCUCAUGUAUAUUUUUGAAAUCACUUUGAUACACAAGCUACAUUUUAAGCCCUAUAUUUCAUCUUUUGUAUGUUACUAUUUGAGAAACUUGAAUAUAAUGAUUAGUUUAAAUUGGGGUAUAAGAGAGAAUUAAUUGGGGGGGGGAUGUUUUGAAUUUACUUUGGAUAAGUGAAUGAGGGAAGGGACUAGCCACUUCAAUAAGCUUUCUUAAGUGCACAAUGUUUUUAGGAAAGCCAAAGGUUUUCUUCUGGACAGUGAUUCAUUGAACUUUUUCUGUCUAUGUCUUCUAAUUAAAACCAUACAGUUAAUCUGUCUGGAAAAACCACUGUAGAUUAAGAAUCAGAUCUGAUUAUGAUUACUAUGGAGUGAACUGAAGCAUUGUAUAAACAGGCAGGCAUUGGGGAGAAGCCAAUGGUGCCCUUGCAUAAGCAGCCAGCCUGGCCACUUCGGGUCUGCAAGUGGCCCCUCUGCGGCUUCUGGAGUAGCGAUUGAGAGGCAAGCCGAAAUGAAUGGAAAUGCAUAAGGGGGCUGCGCCAACUUCCCUUUUCCAGAAAUGAGGGUUCUCACUUGUCUUGUGGCUUCUCUAUGGAAACAUUAAAUGGUCAUUCUGCAAGUCAUAGGGGCAGCUUGUGGGCUGGAAGUGGCCAGGCUGCCUGCACGUGGGCCGGAAUCAGCGACCAGCGACAAUAGCAGACGGGCAGCACUGGGCUCUGCCCUCUCCUCUGUGUUCCAACAUUCCACCUGUGCACAUGCUCACCACAAAUAUUAGUACAUGUUAAAAUUCCAGAUGAAUACUAUAUUGUUGGGAGAGGCCAUUGUCUUCACAUAUGGAAAUAUAGGGUGGAGGAAAUUCAACAUGUUAGGUUUCAUUAAUGUUACUAUCUCCUUCAUUUCUUAACAUUUCUUGCCAAGAAAACUAUUGUUUUAUCAGAAGGAAUGUGGACUUGUGUAUAUAAUCUAUGUAAAAUUAUACAUGUGACUGCAUUUAAUGUAUACAUAUGUCUAUAUUGUAUUUAUUAAA